Messenger RNA from Solanum pennellii, 717 nucleotides. RefSeq names its product dirigent protein 25-like. Bases 1 to 717 code for a protein of 238 amino acids. NCBI's taxonomy places the organism in Eukaryota, Viridiplantae, Streptophyta, Magnoliopsida, Solanales, Solanaceae. The record is from RefSeq and is a predicted model, not a curated record. The transcript has a single exon.
AUGCUAAAGUCUUCUUCCAAACUAAUCAUUUUUUGGUUCUUGUUCUUGUUCUUGACAUUGAGCAAUCAAUCAUUUUCAGCUAGAACUCUGAAUAACAAUCAUCAUCAUCAUGAACGCGAUGAAACGUCUUUUUACAUGCUAGAUGUUCUUAGUCUAGAACACCCUUCAUCAAGACCUGCAUCAACAAGAGUAAAUAGUCAUCAUCAUCAUCAACUUCCCUUCUCGAAACCAUUAGGCUAUUUCCCUCCGUUAGGAGGCAUUCCCUUGACCGACACAAACACAAAUGUUGGAAUGAACGGAUUGCAUACUCACACGCUUGAUCUGGAAGGAAUCAGCAUGACGUUCCCAGCUAUAGCUACACUGCAAGAAUUAGAACUAGGGACAGUAAUAACAAUCGAUGAGGACAUAUACAAAGGUUCUAUUUACGGUUCAUCUUUGAUGGGAAAAGCUCAAGGAAUGUAUGUAGCAAGUUCAGAAGACGGUAGCAGUCAUAUGAUGGCGAUGACUACUACUUUUCUUGGUAAUGAGUAUGAAGAUAGUCUAAGGUUUUUCGGGGUGCAUAAGGGCGAUGUUUUUGAAUCACAUAUAGCAGUAAUAGGAGGUACCGGAAAGUAUCAUGAUGCAAAUGGCUAUGCUACUGUCAAGAUUGUCAAUGUAACAUCUAACAAAAAUGAAGAAGCAUACAAGAUUCUUUCAUUCAAUGUUUAUCUUGGUUAA